AUACAAAAGGUGCAGGGAGGGAGACCGCAUACUUAAACUGAUGAUUUUGCUGUGCAUCUGAUUUCUCUGAAACACAGAAAACGUGUAGACCAUCUUGAUUUUCUGUCACUCAGUUAUGAAAAUGUCCCUGUGUCUCCAGUUCAAGAGUACUGUGGCAUUUUUGUUCAUCCUGGAUUUUCAGCAAGCUGGGAUAAAGGCAAUACCCCCUCCACCUAUUGAUGGAGCCGACUGUUCAGAAAUAUUUGCUAAAAACCAAUCAUCCAGAAGUCAGGUGUAUUACAUCAGACCUUCUGAACCGCAUGGACCUUUUUGGGCAUACUGUGAAAUGCAAGAUGGAGGAUGGACUGUAAUUCAGCGACGGAAUGGGAAAGGCGCUGAUGGAACCCCUGUGAAUUUUGCAAGAAAUUGGGCUGAUUACAAAAGAGGAUUUGGAACUGCAAAGUAUGAACACUGGCUGGGACUUGAACAAAUGCAUUUAUUGAGCAACCAGGUUGGCAAAACAUGCCAGCUCAAAAUAGACAUGGUCAACUGCAAUGAAGAGGAGGGCUAUGCCUUCUAUGACAGCUUUAGAAUCGGCAGUGAACAGGAACUUUAUAGCAUUCAUUUGGGAUCCUACACAGGAAAUACAGGAGAUGCAUUUCGAGGAACAUACUACUCCAGGGAUCAAAAUCAUCAUCCAUUCAGCACCUAUGACAGUGACAAUGAUGACUGUUAUCCAUGCAUCAGAGGAGAUAUAGCAUUUAAUAGCUGUGCCAAUGAACAAUAUUCUGCAUGGUGGUUCAGUGAUUGUGGCAUGGUGGAUUUAAAUGGGAUGUGGCACCCCAAAACUGAUUGUACUGGUUGGGCAUCUGGAGUGUACUGGAAAACAUGGCAGAGCUAUACUUCAUUGUUGUCUGCUGUGCUCAAAGUCAGAUGCAAAUAAAAAGCAAAUAGAAUGGCAAAUACAUUUGUAGCCAUUUCAAAUCUAUAAAGCCUUAUGAAUCUUAAGAAAAGGAUAUACAAUGUAAUAAACCUAAGAUAUCUACUAAGGAAUCUCUCUCUCUCUCUCUCU
Messenger RNA from Pogona vitticeps (central bearded dragon), 1051 nucleotides. Lineage: Eukaryota; Metazoa; Chordata; Lepidosauria; Squamata; Agamidae. The record is from RefSeq and is a predicted model, not a curated record.